This is a messenger RNA of Gossypium raimondii (Peruvian cotton), 935 nucleotides long. RefSeq names its product UTP--glucose-1-phosphate uridylyltransferase. Gene Ontology annotation, molecular function: acid phosphatase activity; UTP:glucose-1-phosphate uridylyltransferase activity. Gene Ontology annotation, cellular component: cytoplasm. The record is from RefSeq and is a predicted model, not a curated record. Gene Ontology annotation, biological process: glycogen metabolic process; UDP-alpha-D-glucose metabolic process. NCBI's taxonomy places the organism in Eukaryota, Viridiplantae, Streptophyta, Magnoliopsida, Malvales, Malvaceae. The transcript is spliced from 7 exons. The coding region runs from base 72 to 866 and encodes 264 amino acids.
AUCAAAAUCGACACCAUUUCAAGAGAAGAUAAACGGCGCCGUACCAAAUCUAGGGCAAACAACCCCCUCUUAUGGUUAAAAUGCUCUCAUUUUUCAACCAAAUCCAAACCCUAAAUUGCGCCUCUCCUAAUUUCUUCUUCACUUUGAGGUUUGAGCAGAUCGAUCAUUUCCAAAAAAUUCACUCAAGGACUGGAAAUCCCUUCAACUCAAUGCUCUUUUUUGAUGAUGAGGAUAGGAACAUACAAGCUGUUUCUGAAUGUGACAAGCAGAAGAAACCUGAGAAGGGAUCUGUAACUUUGGAGGAAAUAGGAAAAAGAAAUACCAGUGCUGGAAAUACUGCAGAUGGUACUCAACUAGAUGCGGAAAUUGCUGGUCCAGAGAACAUUAAGAAGAAAAAAAAUGGAGCAAAAGGGACUGGGAAGAAGGCUACAAUCAAGGACCAAGUAGAGAGCACAAGUGAGAGCGAAGGCAGUGUAAGUGAUGAAGUGCUUGUUGUUCCUUAUGAUAACUUAGCACCUAUGUCUUGUGAUAUUUCUAAAUCUAAACAGCUUUUGGAUAAGCUUGUUGUGGUGAAGUAUAAUGGAGCUUUGGGAAAGAAUAUGGGUUUCGGUGGUCCCAAAAAGUAUUUGGCAUCGUUUGAAGCAAAUGGGGUUUUAGUCACUGUGCAUGAAUGCAGUUUGCUAAAAAGCUUUUCCACUUCAUUGAGAAUAGCAAACUUGUAUGUAGCUAUAUGUCCCUAUAUUGAAGGUAUAGUGGAGGAUUCAAUCUCUUCAAGCUGGAAAAGCCAAGGCUUAGCACUUCUUCAAGUAGAGUGUUAUUUAAUGUUGCAUUCCAUGGUCGUUUAUCUUAGUCGGAACUUGAAUUAGGUGUUAUUGAAACAGGGUUUUGUAGCUACAUUGUGUACUAGCUUCUUUAAUCAUGAUUGUUCAUUAUUA